CAUCUGUUCACCCACUCUGGCACACUCGGCCUCCCUAAGCCACUUGAACACUUACCAUUGCACACUUCCUGGCACACUCUUCAUUCCUAGCUUCUGCCACCUCCACCACACUGCCAGCUUUGUCCUCAUCCUAGAGUAGCAGCAGGACCCUGUCACUCACUUCAAAGCCACCAUGUCUCUGGGGCCACAGAAAUUCCAGGCAGUGGGUGAGGAGGAUGAGGAGGAAGAGGAGAGCCUGGAUUCUGUGAAGGCAUUGACUGCCAAGCUGCAGCUACAAACUCGGCGGCCCUCAUAUCUGGAGUGGACAGCCAGGGUCCAGAGCCAGGCCUGGCGUAGGACCCGAGCCAGAUCUGGACCAGGGGAGCCUGGGGCCAUCUGCGGCUUUGACUCAAUGGAUUCUGCCCUUGAGUGGCUCCGACGGGAGUUGAGGGAGAUGCAAGCUCAGGACCGGCAGUUGGCAGGACAGCUGCUGAGGCUUCGAGCCCAGCUGCACCGUCUGAAGGUGGACCAAGCUUGUCACCUGCACCAGGAGCUGCUGGACGAGGCUGAACUGGAACUAGAGCUGGAGCCUGGGGCCGGCCUGCCCCUGGCCCCGACGCUGCGGCAUCUGGGUCUCACGCGCAUGAACAUCAGCGCCAGGCGCUUCACCCUCUGCUGAGGGCACCUGUGUGCCUAAGGGGGACCCCUGGGAGGAGCGAAAGGAGGAGUCCACUAGGGAGGAGCCUCAGAGGUGCCAGCAUCUAGUGAGUGGAAGGGGAGGCACACUUUAGUCUGAAUUCUGAGAGCAGAAAGUCCCAGCUGGAGGUGGGAGCAGCCCUGAUUACCAAACUUCUCAAUAAAU
Molecule: messenger RNA, 841 nt
Organism: Dipodomys ordii (Ord's kangaroo rat)
Lineage: Eukaryota; Metazoa; Chordata; Mammalia; Rodentia; Heteromyidae
Gene: Fam167b
Product: family with sequence similarity 167, member B
Exons: 2
Coding region: 173-658 (161 amino acids)
Source: RefSeq, a predicted model, not a curated record